Harmonia axyridis is the source of this 2166-nucleotide messenger RNA. RefSeq names its product tubulin polyglutamylase ttll6-like. Bases 161 to 2089 code for a protein of 642 amino acids. NCBI's taxonomy places the organism in Eukaryota, Metazoa, Arthropoda, Insecta, Coleoptera, Coccinellidae. Gene Ontology annotation, cellular component: cilium. The record is from RefSeq and is a predicted model, not a curated record. Gene Ontology annotation, biological process: protein polyglutamylation; microtubule cytoskeleton organization. The transcript has a single exon. Gene Ontology annotation, molecular function: tubulin-glutamic acid ligase activity; tubulin binding.
UCAGAGUUCCUACUGACGUUUCAAGUGAGUGGAUAUUAUUAUUCGUCAAAAACACCGUCAAAAAAAAAACUCUGUAAUAAUUUCCUCUAUACCCAAAUUUCUUCGAUAAUUGAGUGCUUUUCCUUUGACAUGAAAAUAAUAGCAAAUUUCAACAUUUCGUAUGGAACACGGCAAUAGAUCCAAGGAAAGUUUGCCAGUUAUUGCUAACUCCGAUAGUUCAGACGAUUCUUCAGAUCUCGAGAGAGCGUCAGAAAAUGGAGAUGGCUUUAUACAAACUUCGAAAAAAAGACUUAGUAAGCAGAACAGCAAAUUAUCUAUUGGUAUAGGUCAAAAAAUCAGGCGUAAGAAAAAGAGGACUGUAACGCUUUGUUUGGCAAACUGUCGUUAUGAUGUCAUCAGAAAAACAUCCUCCAAAUUCGGAUAUAAGGAGGUUGGCGAGGGUGAAAAUUGGAAUAUGUACUGGACGGAUCUUUCAAUUACCAUUGAGAGAUGUAAAGAAAUGAAACGUUUCCAGAAAAUCAACCACUUCCCUGGCAUGUUAGAAAUUUGUAGAAAAGACUUGCUUGCGAGAAAUCUCAACCGUAUGGUCAGACUGUUUCCUAAAGAUUAUAAUUUUUUUCCAAAAACAUGGUGUUUUCCUGCAGACCUUGGAGAAGCACUCACCUACAGUAGGCUCAAAAAGAAUAAGACUUUCAUUUUGAAGCCAGACGCAGGGAGUCAAGGAAGAGGAAUUAUUGUUACCAAAACAUUGAAAGACGUCAGACCCUGCGAUCGAGGCAUCUGUCAAGUAUAUCUCAAUCGACCAUUUCUCAUAGACGGCUACAAAUUUGAUUUGAGAGUUUAUACACUCAUCACAUCUUGCGAUCCAUUACGCAUAUAUGUCUUCAGAGAAGGUUUGGUAAGGUUUGCAACGAGCCGUUACAAAGAACCAAAUGGUGUCAAUAUUUCCAAUGUCUUCAUGCAUCUCACGAACUAUGCUGUGAAUAAACAUAGCAGGACAUAUAACUUGGAUACCGAAGCAGGAAGUAAGAGAAAAAUUUCUUGGUUGAACAAUUACCUUCAUACAUUAGGACACGACGUCGAUCAUCUCUGGGCAAAAAUUGAUGAUGUAAUAAUCAAAACGAUCAUUAGUGCUUGGCCAAUCUUAAAACACAGUUAUGCAGCCUGUUUUCCUAAUCAUGAUGUCAUACCAGCUUGUUGUGAAUUAUUAGGCAUCGACAUUAUACUAGACAGAAGACUCAACCCCCAAAUUUUGGAAGUUAAUCAUUCACCAAGUUUUCACACCGAUACUCCAUUAGAUUUAGAAGUUAAGGAAUCUCUUCUUUCGGAUAUGUUUUCUAUGCUCAAUUUGGAACAAUGCGAUAAGAAGAAAAUCAUGCGUGAGGACAGAAAGAGGGUGAGAGAAAGACUUCUUCAUGGAUUGAAUAAGGAUGUGCCACCUCCCACUGAAGUGAAAUGUUUUGCCGAGUAUUAUAAGCAUGAAAUGAUGCAUAAGGGGGGUUUUCGUCUGGUGUACCCUUGCAAUUCCACAGAGUACAUCAAAUUUUUCGAUCAAGGUCAAGGUUCGUUGUAUUGUGAUACAGCCGCAAGCCGAGCUCGGGAAGCUGCCCAAAAUGCAAUGAGGGAUGAAAUGCUGCUGAAGGCUAAGUUAGAAGCUUCUAAGAGAGUUUCACCAAUCAUAAAAGGCCCACAAAAGAGAAAUGAUCAGUUGUUGCCUAGAACUUCAUCUAAGAUUUCACAUCAAUUUUCUUCCGCUAGGACCUCAUGUUCUUUUGAACCACAAAUGAUCGUGGAAGCUGAAGAGAGGGAUAGGCUGCAACGUCUUGCACAGAGGGAUUAUUUGAUCAGAAGUCAGGGCAUCUUAGAACACGUUUAUUUCUCUAUGAAGCAGAAUGGUACACUCAGGCAGCAAGAUCAGAGAAAAUUCGCUAUUUUCGAGAAGAUUAGAAGUGCAAGUGAAUCUAUCGUUAGCAAAAAGGGGCCAGCAAUUACGGAUCUUCUAGAAGGAAUGAGAAAUGGGACCACUACGCAGGAACCGAAUAACAGAAGGAAUUUUAUCACACCGUGGAGUGUUACAAAUAAAAGUUGAAAGAAAUGUAUCUGUGAGUUUUGAAUUUGUUGUCAGUCAGUAUUCUGAGGUCAAUAUUAAAUGUUCUCUAGUGGAAA